Protopolystoma xenopodis is the source of this 795-nucleotide messenger RNA. The record is from the annotation of a GenBank genome assembly. Lineage: Eukaryota; Metazoa; Platyhelminthes; Monogenea; Polystomatidea; Polystomatidae.
AUGGGUGUCCGGGGCCCCAGAAAACAUUUAAAGCGUCUCAAUGCUCCUAAGCAUUGGAUGCUAGAUAAGCUGGGUGGCUGCUAUGCUCCCCGACCAAGCACUGGCCCGCAUAAAUUGCGGGAAUGCUUGCCACUUUGCAUAUUCCUGCGAAAUAGGCUUAAAUACGCAUUAACUUAUAAUGAGUGCACUAAAAUACUCGCCCAGCGACUUAUUAAGGUUGAUGGCAAAGUGCGUACGGAUAGAACCUAUCCUUCUGGCUUAAUGGAUGUUAUCACCAUUGAAAAGACUGGCGAGAACUUUAGGCUUAUUUAUGAUGUUAAAGGUCGUUUUGCCAUUCACAGGAUACAUCCUGACGAAGCAAAAUAUAAACUCUGUAAGGUACGAAAGGUUAUCACGGGCAGCGGCGGUGUACCUUUUUUGGUAACUCAUGAUGCCAGAACUAUACGCUACCCUGAUCCUGAAAUCAAGGCUAAUGAUACGAUCCAAGUUGAUUUGGCUACAGGCAAGGUGUUGGGCCAUAUCAAAUUUGAACCAGGUAAUAUUUGCAUGGUGACUGGAGGACAUAAUUUGGGACGUGUUGGCAUCAUUACACAGUGGGAACGUCAUCCCGGCUCAGUGGAGAUGGUUCAUGUUCGCGAUAAGGCUGGCCAUCAGUUCGUCACUCGGUUGAACAAUAUCUUCACAAUUGGACGAGCCAAUAAACCCUGGGUUUCUCUCCCUAGGGGCGCUGGAGUCAGGCUCUCCAUCCUUGAGGAAAGGGACCGCCGCAUCCGUGCUAAACGUAUCGCGCGUUAA